AGUUGGGGUCUGUGCGUCCCCUCUUCCUUAGCACGUGGGCUCUGAUGCUGAUGAACUGUCAGGACCGAGCGCAUGCGUGCUGCGAUGAUGGGAAUUUCCAACAGCUGAGGAGGCGUAGCUAGCCGUGGCUAGCACUUGUUAAAGAUUCCUGUUUUUGUGAUGCCCUGUGAUGUGUCCUUGCAGCUUGGAGAUGGCUGAGAAGAAUCGCACGAUCAUGAAUGUGUCUUCUACAUGAGUGACCUUGAACUCUACGCAUGCUGAAACUAAGGGAUGGAAUAGAUACAACUCUGCAUUAACAGAGCGUGAAGCAAAAGCUCCUCCUGACUUCAUCUUGCAUGACAUAGGCCUGUUUGUCUGGAAACAAGUUAGGCUUUGAGCCAAUACCAGAGAUGCCUGUGCAAAGGCAUCCCUACAGGCUUCAGCCUAGCUACGCCAACUGAAAGCACCAGACAACUGCAUCUCUUGUUUGAAGGAUGUGCUGCUGAGUGGAUGCAAAGUCUCACUCCUCUUCCACCUCUCCAAAACAUUAACAUUGAGUGUGUGCCAGUGUGUGCAGUGAAUUAUGGUGACCAAAAAUGGUGCUUGAAUGUGGUAUCCUGGUGCAAGGUAUGCUAAAAGGGGCGAGGCUCUUCCAGAAAAGUAUAACAGCUGACUAAUAGUCUGCUGCCGAUAAUGGAUGCCAAGUUAAAAGAGGACCUGUUUCGGAGGUAUGUGACGGCACUGGAGAGGCGUCUGGAGGACGGAGGGGAAUACACAGGGACUGGAACUACACCAGAGGUGGACAGAAGCAGACACAAGGACAGUGAGGCCCUACUCUCCACAGCCACAGCCCUGCUAGGAGCCUACCAGCCAGAUCCGGGACAACGGUUCCGUAUGGUACGUUUCUAUGAGGUGGUGGAGAACUCGCUCCGCUGCCAGAGAGGGGGCAGCCUCAGGAGCCUGGAGAGAGCGUUCCACACCCUGGAAACCAUCUGCACCAACCUCUUGCUGUUCCCCUGGAAGAAGGAGUUCAGAUGUAUUAAGACCUUCACUGGCCCAUAUGUGUACCAUCUGCAGUCUGCCAUUUCUGAUGCUGAACUCCGGUCUCUAAUGCGCACCAUUGGCUACGCCUGUGACCAUGAUUCGCAGUUCCAUUUGCAGGAUCACCCAGGAGGCGUAAAUCAUCUCCGCCAGUUGGCAUUCGAGCUCUUCCUGGCCCAGGCAGAGUGUCGUCUUCUGGGAGAGGUAGUGGCUCUGGCCCGUGGUUCAGCCUCAGAGCUGGAGGCCCUGGAACUCCGCAGAGGUUGUAGAGAUGAUGCAGCUGGCUGUGCUGAGGCACUGCGCAGACGCGACAGCCUUGGGGCAGAUAUGGCUCGGCUGUCUGUGCGGCCGCUGGAUAUAGAGAGGCCUCAUGCCCACCACCUGAGGCGAGGUAGCCGACCGUCUAAGUCUGUGGAUGUUACAGAUGGGGCUGGUCACUGGCACGCAGCAGUUAGCAAGCCCGUCUUGAAGGCCUCAUUGAGUCUAAGGAAGGAGCCUCUGUUUGUGGAUACAGAGGAGGAUAUGAAGGAUGAGAUUAUCAGGCCCAGCACUUCAGCGUCUCUUUUCUCUGUGGCAGCUCCACCUUCCUAUAGCCCUGUUGCUGAUUUCUUCCCAAUUCAGUCACCUCCCCCGGCUGAUCCCUACACAUCCUACCAUCUGUCUUCUUUGGAUGAGAUUGAUUUGUACACAGAGAGAGGUGGGACGGGCGGAAGGCAAACUCCAUCUCGACCUCCAUCCAGAGAGCCUCGAGAUGCAAGGGAUGGGUGGCUGCUCAAAGCUCACGGUAGUGUGAAGUGUCAGGGUUGUGGACUGGGCUGCUCCACAAUGGCGUCCUGCCAGAGGUGUGACAUGAUCCUCUGUUCUGCCUGUCACGAUGUGGACCCCUCCCCUUGCUGUGGCCUCCAGGACUACCACCCCAAAUCUCCACGGCCCCUUGAUGGAUACAUUCCCGUCAAGGAAAAGCUCUCUGUCUACUCCAACACUCAUUCCCACUCCCAUCUCCAUCCGCACCCCCUCACACUGACCCACUCGCAUUCUCAUCCCCACCCUCACCCCCAGAUGGUGGAGAAACCCCUCAUGUCCACGAAGCUGUUUCCAAGCAAAUCUGUUGCCUUGACAACACCAAAGGGAGGCAGCAGUGAGCGAAUAAGCAUGGGGGGAUCGCGAUGCGGGUUUUGCAACAAGCCAGGUGCAUCACACACGUGUGUGAACUGCUCUAAGGUGUCAUGUGACUCAUGCAUGGGCUUGUAUGCAAAGGAUGUGUGCACGCGAAAGAAUCCUCAGCACAGCUUUGUGCCCAACCAUCAGCUCAACUUCAAAUCUGGCACCAUAUCUCACCUGGUGUACCGAUGAAUCAGGCAGACAGAAUAUUUUUUUUUCUCCCUCCCCGUCCCCUCCCUCAACCCGCAACGUAGUUCUGCACUAUUGCUUUAGCUUCCUUCCUGCUUAAACAAUUCAUUCACUAUCUUCCCCCGUAUCUGAUGGUCUUUUCUCUAACCCUCUCUUGAACUUUGUACAUUUUCUCUUACUGUCAGUAGGGCCGUGGAAUGCACCUGCCACAGAGAGCCAUAUCAUCUGCCCAUCUCUCUGCCUUGUAUAAGUUCAGGCCUUUUAUCUAUUUGUUCUUCCUUUUACCUUGCUACCUGCUCUUGAGUAGUCAUGUGAUGUUGUAGCGCUUCCCAAAUUCCUCAAAUUUUGCCCUCCUCAAAAGGGAAACUGGAGAAAAGAGAGUUUAAUUCUCAUUUUGAAUGAAUUCUGUCCAAAUGAACAUAUAUACUUUGCCUAACUUCUCAGCUAAAAAAUCCUCUAAUAUAUAAAUAUAAAUAUAUAUAUAUAUAUACAGUAUAUAUAUAUGUGUGAGUGUGAAUGUAUGUAUGUGUGUGCGUGUGUGUGUGUGUGCGUGUGUGUGUGUGUGGAAAAGACCUCUGAGCUUGCAUUGUGAUAUAGGGGAUCUUUUUAAACUUGAAAAAAAUGUAGGGAAAAAGAGAAAACAUACACUGGAAGUCAAUAAGUCAAUAGUAUAUAUUUUUAAUCUCUAUUCUCUAGAACAAUGUGAGACUGUUAAAUGGGCAUGAGGUCUGGCAUUGGGAUUUUUUGGGUAUAAACUUAUCUAUGUGGGUGUGGGGUGGGAGAUAUCUCAAAGGGACAUAUUGAGACAAUGGUCAGAUGCCAUAUAUUCUAUUUAAAAGAUUAUGCCUUGUAAAUUAACCCUCAAUUGUUUCUGGUUAUGCGACUGAGAUUUAAAUGCUGCUGUUGACUUGAGACAUUGAAGAUGUGUGGCGUUGAUUUCUUUCUGGUGGUUGUGUCAGUUCCAAGCCCCCCUCCCAUCCCUUUGUCAUUACACUCCUUAAGCCCAUCAUGAUGUUGUAGUGCCCCCUCACCAGAUCAGUGGUUCAGUGUCAGUCUCAGGUGAGGUCACAGGAAGUCUCAAGCUGGGCCACAAAUCAAGUGAUCAAGGUUCUUAGACAAUGCGUGAGCCUACUGAUUGGUUUUAGGCAGUAUGAAGGAAUAUACUCUAACAUGGUUUCUGUCUACCUCAAAUGGCUUCAGCUUAUACACCCAAUUUGACUUUGUGGUUUCAAACUAGCCCUGAAAACCUAAGAAUUGCUGUGUUUAUUACAUUAUUAUUCUCUAAUUUGCAACUUUUUUGUUUUGUUUUAGCUGAAUAAAAAAAAAAUCCCUCUUACAUUGAAGUGAGUCAGUCACUUUUAGAGGUUAGCAAAAGUUAUUUAUUUUGUGAGAUAAUCUUGGGCUUUCUUGUGUGAACAACAAUUUAAAAGCUCCCUUGUCCUGUCUCUUUUUGUCCCAUUGGCAAAAUAUAAAAGCCAGAGAAACCACUUACAAUAUGUUGCAGUCCAGGAUAACACUACUACAGACUCAGAGCUGAAAACUGACUACAGAGUUGACGCCUCUCUUACACAGUGAUAAUAUAACCUUUGCAGCUUUGCAGUUGAAGUAUUUAUUACGUGGCUAUUACACUAUAUUUCACAGGGAUUUCUGUGAAGUCCACCUUCAUGUACAGGGUAGUGAUUGCAAGUUUGCAGUAAUUUCUUUAAAGAGAAUUUCUCUGCUACUUAGUGUUCACAUUUUUAAAAGCCCACUCUUCCAUAUGUUGAAAGCAAACGAAUUAAUUUCAUUCAUUAGUAUACUUCAAAAAGCCUUUUCUUCAUCACGGGUAAAUAUAUUCUGCUUACAUUUACAACCGAGAGUCAUAAAUUCAGUAGGCACCUUUAGUGUUUAAACUUUGAUUCUCUGUGUAAGAAAUAUUUGAAUAUCGCAGUUGAUAGUCGCAAAGGGCUAAUUUAAAAUCACAUUUCAUUAAACAACAAAAAAUAAGUCUGAGUCAGGGUUAUUUUGACAGACUACUUAGGCUGCUGUAGCCUUUAUUUUCUGUCAGGAAUAACCUAUAAUGCCUUAAGCUCAUUCAGUUGUCUUAUCCUAAAGUAUUUAAGUUUUUGAUGUGGUCAUUUACUCUGCUUUGUGUUUUACCAGCCUAUAGGUUAAACAUUGACGUGUUUACCAGACUACACAAAGUUAAUUCAGUUCUGUGAUAGCUAAGGAAAGACUUCAGAGUAAACUAAAAGUACACAUAAGCUUAUGGGUAGGUUUUUCAAGCAGAGCAUACCUACCAUGUAUAUUUACAGAAAUAUGCAGCAAUUCAAGCAUUGUACACCGAUAUAAGAGUUAAUGUCUGUAGUAAUAACCCAUGUUUUGCUUGGAAGUCAAAUUUGGUUUAUAUUUUGUUUGAUUACGGAUAAACAAACAUAGGUUUCAGGAAACUUCUUUUCAUUCCCCUUCAAACCUGAAGUUUGUGUUUUGUGUCUUCAUGUGUGUUAAUUGAACCGUAAAGAAGGGAUGUUUUGAUUCCAGUUAGAUGUAGUUUAAACCCUCUUUGAAAGAUGUUCUUGAGUCAGCAUUCGCUUACUUGGGUAUCAAAAAUGUUCUGAGUGACCUUAGAGGAGGUGUGCAAUUUUUUUCUGUUUCCAUUUGUUGAAGCCUUUCUAAAUAGUUUUUAUUUAUCAUAGAAACAUUUCAGUUUUUCAUCUCUGUUCCGCAAAUCAUACCAGCAACAAAGACAACUUUCAGAAGUAUUGAGCCAUGUUGCAAGAGUGAUCAUAUUGCCAAAUGAAGAACAAAUAUCUUACUGGAGCAGAAAACAAAAUCCUGUGGCUUGCCUGGAUGUACAGUUAAUGUAACAUAAAUCUGUGAUUUUGCUAAAGUUUAACCUUGUGUCUGUAGAUGUUGGCCUUUUUAAGAAGCCCAGAAAGAAAACCAUCAACAUAGAUACCUACUCACACACCACGGGCUGUGAAUUUGACUUGAAACAGUGGACUGAUAACUUGUGUAGGUCACUACAAAGGGCUAAACAGUGUUCAGGGCUGCUGCUGAGUUUGUGGGCACUGUUUUAAUGUUUUAGUGAGAAACAGACUUGUCAUAGGUAAAUAUCUAAUGUGGAGCUUACUCUGCAUUUGUCAGUAGAUAAGAAUUACUGAUGUUGGGGAGAACAAGCGUAAUGGAAUACAUCGAGCCAUUUAACAUGAUUGGUUUAACCCACAUUGGACACACUCAAGUCAUUGUGGAAGUCAGUACUCCCCUUACCUCUUUGUGUGGUUAUCUUACUGAUAUUAACAGUGGUGGUGUAGUUAGGCAGCCUCUUUACCAUUCCCUGUUUCCCUAACCUUUUUCUUGGCAUGCUCUGUACAAGGACCAUACCCAUACCCCCACCCCCCCCACCCCCCCACCCAAACCUCCCACCCAAACCUCCCACCCCUACCCACCUUGGCACUGAGGAUCAUUGCACAAUGUGUAUGUGAAGGGGUAUGUACCUUACGAUCAAUAUGUGGGCAUACAUGGGGUGGAAGGGAAAAUAGCCAAAAUUGUGAAUUGGUGAAUAUAUAUAAAUAUAUAUAUAUAUAUGAGAUGAAGAGAAAUGAAAUGAAACAAAACGUAAAUGAGAUUUUAUAAAAUAAUUUCAAGAAUAAAAUUCUGAAAAAACAA
Molecule: messenger RNA, 6018 nt
Organism: Amphiprion ocellaris (clown anemonefish)
Lineage: Eukaryota; Metazoa; Chordata; Actinopteri; Pomacentridae
Gene: spata2
Product: spermatogenesis associated 2
Exons: 3
Coding region: 673-2373 (566 amino acids)
Biological process (GO): regulation of tumor necrosis factor-mediated signaling pathway; protein linear deubiquitination; protein K63-linked deubiquitination
Cellular component (GO): cytoplasm
Source: RefSeq, a predicted model, not a curated record